Schistosoma haematobium is the source of this 2399-nucleotide messenger RNA. RefSeq lists its product as uncharacterized. Lineage: Eukaryota; Metazoa; Platyhelminthes; Trematoda; Strigeidida; Schistosomatidae. The coding region runs from base 1472 to 1909 and encodes 145 amino acids. The record is from RefSeq and is a predicted model, not a curated record. The transcript has 8 exons.
CGACGUUACAAUUUCGUGUCUAUCGGAUGUUUUUUAUUUAUCACAUGAGUAACUGAUUUUCUUACAACCAUGACUGUAUUUAAAGCUCCUUUUUUAAAUAUAGACGAAAAGUGUGAUCAACCUACCAUUUUUUGUUUAAAUACGUAUUUUUCCUGUUGUUAUGACUGUGGCAAAGACUACUUUUUAAAAUUACAUAGCAAGUAGAAUAAAUACGAUUUUAUGGCCAAUAAAUGAUACUGUUCAGUUUUAUGCUUUCGGUUCAUCUACACAAAUUAUUUAUGAGAUAAAAAUUAAAUAGACUGAGACACACGAAUCUGGCAUAUAUGCCAGAUUGGUUAUAACCGAUUUGUAUCACAAAGAAAGCGCCAGUAUGUCAACUAGGUAGUAUAAGAUCAUGGCAAAGAUAUUCUCGGACAUAAUAAAGUUUUCUGAUCAGAAGUGGACUAUGUCCUUAGGACGUUUCCUCAGGCUCGCGACCACGGCGAGCCUAAACAUAAAACUCACACUAAAUGUGAAACGCAACUCACCACUUUAUGCAAAGACAACAUGAUGCAAUCACCACAGAGAUUUAGCUAAUACCGUUUAGAACGUAUGCCCGGUUUCACCCUAAAGCACACAAUAUCGUUGCGCCUCACUCUUCAUAAGACAUAUUUCUCUUAAACCAGCAAUCAAGUGAUUGAUAGGGCUAAAAGAUAAAUCAUAUCAGGGCAGGCCACAACACCAGUGAUUAUUCUCCAUGUUCUGCAAGAGAAUAAGAGGUGAUUUGAUAAUAGCGUACAACAUAUUAAGUGCACCGAGCCACCCCAAAACGAACAUAUUACCAGAACAUCACCACGCACCUCCAGACAGCUCUUGAAAGAUUGCACAUCAAAUAGUGAACAUCGAGGUACGCGCUCAAUUUUAUCAUUAAAGGGUUGUCCCCAUUCUAAAUGCUCUCGCAGACUAAAUGACGACAGCCCCAUCACUGAAUAGCUUUAAGAGGAGACUUGACAAACAAAUACUCAUUUAUGGACAACCAACUAGAACCAGCCGUGUCUAAUACAUGUUUCAUUAAAUACCACGGUUGUCAUUACCGUAUAUCAGUAUCUACUUCCUAUCUUCCAUAUAAUUAUCUCCGUUUCUCUUAUUUUUUUCAACUUCGUCCUCUUACACAUUACCAAUCAACACAUGAAUUAUCAAAUCAUUAUUUCCACAUUGCAAACAACCAACUUUCUGCUUGAUAAUGUGAUAGCUGCUGAUAUCCAAAAAUUCUACUGCUCUGGGACAAAUACACUCACCCAAACUACAAGAAUUAAUUCAGUCGAGUGGUUGGACUAUCACCCAUCGGACGUUACCAAAUACCUGAGACCGUACCGAAAAAAACAAGAAGCGAGAGCAAAGAAAACAAUCGGUUUAUAAAAGCUUGUGACAAAUUUAUUGGAUCGAACUAGUCGUCAAUUUGUCAGAUAAAUUACAAAGUUGAGAGAUAGGUAUGUUACCAACCAGUAGACCAUUUAUAUGGAUCAGAUUUGGAGAAAACAAAAAAGUAUUAGUCAAUAUGUGGUGUUCCUUUGAAAUUCUACUCAACUAUAUCGUAACCGCUUGCGACAUAGACCCUGAAAUCACAUUUGACUUAUGUGACACUUCGGGAAGGCUUUUAGGAUUAAGUGAAUCACAAAAUUACCAGCAAACUGUUCAAAGUCUUGAAGGUGGUGGCGUCUACAUUCUUGUAGCUAUUGAAGGAGACAAGUCAGAUCAACAAGUGAAUAUCCGACCUAUGCUUGAAAACUUUGAACAGUACUACCCUAACUUAACAGACCAAAUAUUACAAAACCUUCAUGACAAGUCGGAAAGAUAUUCCAAGAAAAAACAUAUGAAGCGGACACCGCUGCCAACAAAGGUGACAACUAGCAGAAAGACAAAAAAGUAGAGCAAAAUGAAAAUAUAAUCUUCUAAUCUCGGUUUUACCAUUACCCAUGUCAACAAGAAAAAAAGACUUUCAAAUGUAGAUAAAACGGAUAUUUUAGCCUUUUUGCCAAAUUAUGGGUUGUUGCUUGUCUUUAUUAUAGUAAGGUUAUGAAUAUUUCUCUCGAUAUGACUUAUUUAUUAUAGAGAUGAGAUGACUGCCUAAUUAUUAAAGUAUAUCGGUCAUUCUAAACUGGUUUAGAUCCUUAGAAAAGAAGAUUAUAAGACUAGCAUUUUAGUUUGUAGGAACGCUAGAUGUUAAAAUACUACUAAGUAAAGCCAGGUAGAAUUGGUUGAAACUUCAGAGAGCAAGUUAUAUUUAGAUUACUAAUUUCAAAGAUUAAUACACCUAAGAAGUAGACGAAAUUCCUACGAUCUGACAAGACCACUCUCUAUUACUGCAGAAAAAGACACCUUAAAUUCCUUAUCUCUUGAAUAUAUAUGCAGAAAUGCUG